AUGGGCAUAUAUACUCUGUCGCCGAUAGUGAAAUGUGGACUAUACGCAUUCUUUACCAUCAUAAAUAUCCCGAUACUUCAAGGAGAAGAACAAUCGCAGUGCCCGAGUCUAACGGAGAAUCCAAUUUGUCCCUGUUAUAAUUUUAAAGAAGGUUUAUUUCUAGAGUGCCCCAGUGCCACCCCAAAUGUCGUCAAAAACGUAUUAGCAAAGAUAAAGGGAUCCAUUCAGUCUUUAUCGAUUUAUGACCUGGAAAGUUCCAUAACUGAGUUGAAGUCGGAUCUAUUUCCGCCGAAAGUGAAAAUAAUUAAUUUACAAAUAUCCCAAUCGAAUAUUGACACAGUAAAUCAGAACGCCUUUACAUCCCUCCGUGACUCGUUGGCUUCUUUAAGUAUAAUUUCCGGUAAAUUAAAACGUAUACCUCAAGAAUCCUUUUCCCAAUUACACAACAUCGAAACACUCGACUUGCAACUCAACGAAAUAAAUGAAAUACACGCGAACACUUUUCAAAACCUCAAAUUGAAUAAAAUCAAUUUGAAGGGUAACAAAAUAGAAAAUAUUUCAGAAAAUGCAUUUCAUUACUUAGAGGAAACACUGACGGAGCUAGAUAUCACGGAAAAUUUUCUCUACAUUUUUCCUUUGAAACCCUUAGAAAAUCUGAGAAAAUUGAGUAGUUUGCGUCUAGCUUGGAAUAAAAUAGAAUCGAUACCAAAUAAUUUAAAUGUAACGAUAGAAAGAUUAUAUUCCUUAGAUUUAAGCUCAAAUGUUCUCACGAGAAUUGAAAAGAAUUGGUUAAACUGUGUUCCAAAUAUUAAAACGCUUACAGUUUUUAGUAAUCAAAUCAAACAUAUUGAUGACGAAGCUUUCUAUUCAUUACGAAAUUUAGAAACUAUAGAUUUAAGUAGAAAUAAGCUUAACAAUCGUAUAAAUCAUAUAGGAAAGGAAACUUUUGAUAACCUGAUAAAGAUGAAGAUUCUAGAUUUAUCUUACAAUGAGAUAAUUAGCUUAGAUUUCGAGAUGUCAUCGUUACCAGUAAAACAGAUUCGACUGAACCACAAUUCAAUAACAAUUAUACAGUCGGAUUCACUCAAAGCACUGCCAAACUUAAGUGAUUUAGAUAUGAAUAGCAAUUUUUUAACGUGGGAAGAUGUUACACAAAUACAAAUACCCGGCUUAAAGUCUCUCGUGUUAUCUAACAACAACUUCACUUUGCUCGAAGUUACGACAUUUUCACACUUGCCAUCCCUCCAAUCGUUGUCGCUCGAAAUGUCAAAUAUAACAUACUUGCCUCCACCAAUAUUUAUUAAAAAUCAAAACCUACUAAGAGUUAAUUUGGCUUCUAACUAUUUAAAAGACCUACACAAAGACAUCUUUGCGUAUACGACAAUUUUGCAAGAAUUGAAUUUAAAGAGCAAUAGUUUUGCCGAUUUUCCACAUGUCGCGUUAUUUAAUGUAACAUCAUUGGAACAUCUAAAUCUAUGCGAUAAUCAACUGCGUAGCGUUGAUUUUUUCAAAUUCACCGGUCUACAAAACUUACGAACUCUUCAUCUCUGCAACAACCGAAUAUCGAUUUUAAACGGAUUCAAUUCGCCUUCUUUAAAAAACUUAGUAACGUUAAAUUUAAAUAACAACAUGCUAACAGUUCUUCCACCGAAUUUUUUCCAACAUUCAUUAGGCUUAAAGGAAAUUGAUUUGUCUCAUAAUUUCUUUAAACAUAUUCCUAGUAAUGGCUUAUCGGAGACCGUACUUCCGGCUUUGACUACGUUGAAUAUGUCGUCAAAUUCACUAGUGCAAUUACUGCAGACAUAUCCAAUUAAACAAUUUCCAAUGCUCGAACAGCUAAUAAUUACAAAUACAAACUUGACUAUCAUUACAAGUAAGGAUUUCGAAAACUUUCCAUCUUUGAAAAAACUAAUACUCAAAACAAAUUGCCUCGUUCGUCUUUCACCCGGAGCAUUUUCAAAACUUCAUAACUUAGCCUCGCUGGACAUGAGCGAAAAUAAACUGGAAAACAUUCCACGAGAAAGACUUCAAGGACUAUAUUCCGCAACCGUAUUAAAUAUAUCGCAGAAUACUAUAAGAGAACUUGAAGAGUUCACUGCGGAUCUUCAGAAUUUACAGAGAUUGGACCUCUCUUUCAAUCACAUUACAAGAAUAAAUAAAGGCAUAUUUCAGAAUCUCCACAGUCUCACUGAAUUGAAUUUGAGUGGGAAUUGGCUUUCGUUCAUAGCGACGGACACUUUCAAAGCAUUGAAUAAAAUCAUACAUAUAGACCUCAGUAAGAACUAUUUUGAGGUUAUCCAAAUAAAAAUGCUCGUUUCAUUGGAGACUCAAGUCAAAACAAUCGCUUACGAUGAAAACCCUUUAACCUGUAAUUGUGAAUCUCAAGAGACCUGGAAGUGGAUGCAGAACCACUACAAAAUCGUACUGAAAGGCAGCAGCAACUUAAGAUGCGAACACCCAGAAGAGCUGCAUGGUUACAGUUUUUUGGAGCUCACGUCGCAGAAACUGUGUGACGUUCCCGUCGUAAUUCGUAUCGCAAUACAAGACAUUCAGACCUAUUCUGUAAUAGUGUCUUGGCAGAGCCGCAAUCAGAGCGGCUUAAGUGGAUACCAAGUAGCUUACUACAAGGAACAGAUGCCAGCUUUAAUUCGUGGUAAAAUAUUGAACGCAACAGCGCGAAUGACGAGGUUGAGCCAUCUGACUCCGGGGGCCAAGUACAAGAUCUGCGUCAUAGCUAUGGGCAACUUUGGAGUGUCGGGCGGUUCCUCGGUGCCCGACGCACGCAUCGCCCCGUCAUCAGAAAACAUAAGUGCCCAAUUGUACGGCGACGAGCUGCUCUUUAAUCACCUGAGGGGCUAUAUGAACGACUCUCAGACCGGCAAAUGCACGACGGUGACAACAAUAGAAAUCUUCGGCACGUCCUUAGACAGCCCCUUUUCGAACACGUACAUGGGAAUCGCUGACAUACUGACCAGGCGGUUGAGUCUCGUCGUCGGCUGUUGUAUCGGUUUCAUCGUUUUUAUCGUGCUCGUGUCGGCUUUUGGGUACGUGAAGACGAAGAAGCGGCCGGUCAUAGCGAAGGCCGAACAACCGACUCCGCAGUACAUUUCCUAUGACAAUUUUCCCGUUCCCAAUAUCGAAUCUCAAGCGAUGGAAAUCGAUAUAAACACCAUAACGGACUCAACGAAACCCCAAUUUAAGUCAUGUGAUUAA
Molecule: messenger RNA, 3213 nt
Organism: Leptosia nina
Lineage: Eukaryota; Metazoa; Arthropoda; Insecta; Lepidoptera; Pieridae
Source: the annotation of a GenBank genome assembly